AUGGAAGGAGAACAAUUACAAACUGCACCAUACAACCCAAGAUUCCCACAACAAAACCAAACUAAACAUUGUUGGGCUAACUACGUUGAUUACUAUGGUUGUGUCAAACAUUACAAUGGUGACAACUCAAAAUGUCAAACUUUUUUCAACUCAAUGAACUCAUUAUGUCCAGCUGCCUGGAUUUCAGAAUGGGAUGAACAAAAAGCCGCUGAUCUCUUCCCAUCAGACAGAGUUUAA
Messenger RNA from Dictyostelium discoideum AX4, 237 nucleotides. RefSeq lists its product as hypothetical. The transcript has 2 exons. Gene Ontology annotation, cellular component: respiratory chain complex IV; mitochondrion; mitochondrial inner membrane. NCBI's taxonomy places the organism in Eukaryota, Evosea, Eumycetozoa, Dictyosteliales, Dictyosteliaceae. The record is from RefSeq and is a predicted model, not a curated record. Bases 1 to 237 code for a protein of 78 amino acids. Gene Ontology annotation, biological process: oxidative phosphorylation.